CAGGAGCGGCACAGCCGUGUGCGGGCGCAGAGCGCCCAGAUCCCGAAGUGGCUGGAGGCCCUGCCGCCCAGGGGGCAGGCUGCCGUGCUGGCUGCCCACGCGGCCGGGCCAGCACCAAAGAGGUCUCUGAGCAAGAAGAUCAUGGACUCUUACCCACAGAACCAGGGCCGCCCGGCCCGGAAGAGCGAGCGCCUGGAGGACCCGUCGCCAGCCCAGAACAGCAGCGCGUCGCCGUCACACGACCUCCUGCCGAGGAUGAACGCCUAUGGCGAUGCCACCGAGCGUCCGCUGGACUUCGAUUGGUGCCUGACCCCGAACGGAAGGAGCUACUGCACCGCCGUCUUGAACCAGCACAUCCCCCAGUACUGCGGCUCCUGCUGGGCGCACGGCGCCACGUCCGCCCUCGCCGACCGGAUCAAGAUCGCCCGAGGUGGCGAGGGGACCGACAUACUCCUGUCGGUCCAGCACGUACUCAACUGCAUCCAGGGCGAUAAGGCCUCGUUCCAGGGCUCGUGCUGGGGCGGCUACUCUUCCGGCGCUCACUAUCUCUCCCGUCCCCUCGCUCCUUCGGUUCCCUGCGCCCCCUCCGCACUCCGCGGCUCGAGGGCGCCAAGCACGCCACGCCAGCGCGGUGCGCGGUGCGCGCAGUCCAGAAGGGGCCACAAGAGAAGCGCGUACCCUACCACCCAUACCUUGGCAAUCUUCCAAGCUUCAGCGUACACAAGGCACGGUGGCAGAUCUGCCUGUUUCUUUACCGCACUUGUCCAGCCUACCGCGUGUUUGUGGUCUCGGUGGUCCGUCGAACUACCUCGGCCAUGA
This is a messenger RNA of Prorocentrum cordatum, 819 nucleotides long. The record is from the annotation of a GenBank genome assembly. NCBI's taxonomy places the organism in Eukaryota, Dinophyceae, Prorocentrales, Prorocentraceae.